AUGGUACCCACUGAAGAGGAAAAACCUGGGCAAUGGUCCAAGUUUUACUCGGAGGAGAUCCCGGAAGCUCCACCCCCGGACUGCCUGGACAGAGAUAAAAAGGGCAGGACUUCCGGAGAGGGGGUGUUUGCUGGGUCCCAGCAGCGGGAGGAAGGCAGGGGCCGGAGGAGGCACCGGAACGAAGCCGGGGUGAAGAUGGCACCGGCUGUGGUGGGGAAGCGGGAGUGCCUCAGCCCGGAAACCCCGUGCCAUCCCGACUUCGCCAGGGGCGGCAGCCCCACCCCGCCACCGGGCCGCCACCGCGGGAGGCAAGCCCGGGGAACCAGCCAGUCCCCAUCCAAAAAGGAAAUCAAGUCCUCAGGGAGAAGCAGCAAGUCCCCUGGAACUAAGAGAAGCCGGAGUCCUCACCACUCAACAGUCCAGGUGAAGCAGGAAGGGGAGGGUCGGCCCUGGAGAGGACGAGAGGACCGACCGCACCCAGCCCCAUCACCCCAGGAACACAGGAGAUCUAGAAACAGUGAUGGAGACAAGCAUGGUGGCCACUCACGCCACAGGAGGAGCUCUGAUGCAAGGCCCGCAGGUGGCCGGGAUCGAGACAGCCAGGACUUGCAGGCUGUAGAGGAGGAGCCGGAGUUUUGUAAUGCCAGGCACCGGGAGCACCGCCUGAAGAAUGCAAUCAGUGGCAGUGCUAAUGAGGCUGGAGAGACGGCUCCUCAACCUGGUGGCAACAGCAGAAGCAAGGAAGUGCCUGUUAAAGAAAAACCAAGCUUUGAACUUUCUGGGGCACUUCUGGAGGACACUAACACCUUCCGGGGUGUGGUCAUUAAGUACAGUGAGCCCCCAGAAGCACGUAUCCCCAAAAAACGCUGGUGGCUAUACCCUUUUAAAAACGAUGGGGUACUUCCUGUCAUGUAUCAUCGACAGAGUGCCUAUCUUUUGGGUCGACACCGGCGCAUUGCAGACAUUCCCAUUGAUCAUCCCUCUUGUUCAAAGCAGCAUGCCGUCUUUCAGUAUCGGCUUGUGGAGUACACCCAUGCUGAUGGCACAGUUGGCCGGAGGGUAAAGCCCUACAUCAUUGACCUUGGCUCGGGAAAUGGAACCUUCUUGAAUAAUAAGCGUUUGGAGCCACAGAGAUACUAUGAACUGAAAGAGAAGGAUGUACUUAAGUUUGGAUUUAGUAGUAGAGAGUAUGUCUUGCUCCAUGAAUCAUCGGAUACCUCUGAACUAGACAACCGUGAAGACAAGAAACGGCAGGAUGAA
Messenger RNA from Perognathus longimembris pacificus (Pacific pocket mouse), 1260 nucleotides. RefSeq names its product smad nuclear interacting protein 1-like. Gene Ontology annotation, cellular component: nucleus. The record is from RefSeq and is a predicted model, not a curated record. Gene Ontology annotation, biological process: miRNA processing. Gene Ontology annotation, molecular function: mRNA binding; protein binding. NCBI's taxonomy places the organism in Eukaryota, Metazoa, Chordata, Mammalia, Rodentia, Heteromyidae.